Molecule: messenger RNA, 2916 nt
Organism: Fusarium venenatum
Lineage: Eukaryota; Fungi; Ascomycota; Sordariomycetes; Hypocreales; Nectriaceae
Source: RefSeq, a predicted model, not a curated record
AUGCGUUCCGUCUUUGCUUUAACGGCCUUGGCUAUCUUGGGCAAAUUCGAUGUUGCCCUCGCCGGCCCAUGCAAGCCUCAUGUUACCUCCGCAACAGGGACUACAACCGCCCCAGCGACUUCAGAGACAAAGGGACCUCUCGUUGUUAAGAACGUCAUUGGCAACGGAAACUUUGCCGUCAGAGACCCGACCAACCCAAGCAACAUCCCUAGCUAUACCGUCGAAGGUGAUGGUCAGAUUGUUGAGAACAAGGGCUAUACCGGCGACAACAGCAAGGAGAAGGGGUGUGUCGAGAUGCAAGCAUCCAACCAACCUCCCAGCCGCAAGCGAGCCAUUGGCAACAUCGUCAGCAUCUCUCAGCAGCUCGACUCUCUUGAUACCAAGAAGAAGUACACUAUUCGGUUCUUCUAUGCUGUCAUCACCGCUAGCAGCAUCAAUGUCUGCACGCUCAGUGCUUCUAUCGCUGGCCACGUCUUCUACACGUCGACGAUCCUUAGCAUCGGAGCUGCUAUGGACUGGAAUACUGUUCUUGAACAAACCGAUGUUCCCAACACGGAGGGUGCUUUCUCAAUUGCUGUGAACUGUCCUGUUGGUGGGAUUGCAGGUAUCUACGUUGACUCCAUCUUCAUGUCAAACCAGGUUACUCCUGAGACGAUCGAUGAUGUGUCGAUUGACUUUGGUGAUGAGGUUAAUGCUGCUACUACAAGUGCUUCACUGGUUGUAUCUACCGCAUCAGAGGGAUCAAGCAGUGCCGCAAGCACCGAUGGACCAUCAACAGAGGCCGAGCCCUCCACUGAGUCUCAGGUCUUCACUUCGGAUGCUGCGCACCCAACAUCUGGCUUCUUCACCAGCUCCGAUGCCAACACUUUCAGUCCAUCAACUGAAGCGGAGCCUCAGACCCAAAGUUCCGCUGAAACUCAUACCAAUGUGCAUACAGCUGGGGUAUCAACUGCAUCUGAACCUGCCACCCAAGACCCAUCGACUACCUCUGAGCCUGCUACUCAAAACCCAUCAACCGAGUCUGAGACAUUUUCCACUGGUUCCGCCGAGGGUCAGACCGGUGCACAUACAGCUGAUGUAUCGACUGCCUCUGAACCUGCUACACAAAACCCAUCAACCCAGUCAGAGAGUCAUGUUCCCACUCUUACCUUGAACCCAACCACAGAUGCCGUGCACCCUACCACCGCGAGUGACCUCUCUACUGCCAGCUCUUUACCAACUGGCUCCCGAGUCUGCCCUGUUGGAGCCCCACCUCCUGGCUACUGCACGCCCAUCAAGCCAGAAGUAACACAGAUGGUCUCCCUGCCUGGUAUCCCACAGGAGUCAGAGAACGACCGACCCACAGCCCCUCGUGCCUGUUGGGCGUUUGGAGACGUAAAGUCCGGCACAUGGGGUCGCACAAAGGAUACCGUUCCUCGGCAAAACUCCAUCGAAGACUGUGCCCUGCUGUGCAAGCAAGAAGGUCCUGCUUGCAAGGCCUUUGCGUGGGAUGAACAGUAUCAGCCCAGUCCCUGCCGGCUUACUUCCGACACACUUGGCGUGGUUGGCAUCGAUCUUAACAGGCCGUAUUCUUUGAUGUGGAAUGACUUUGAUUGCUUCGAGUGCGAGGAUUGCGAUGUUAAGAACCCAGCGGAUAUUGAGACGACUUCUGUUGCGCCAUCAACAGUCUCUCUUCCGGACAUUACCACUUCUGCUGCUCCCUCUGUCGCAACCGCCUGCCCUCACUGUCAUCUACAGAGCUCUCCAUCUUCAGACCUCGUUUGCGAGAAGAUCGGUAACCUUGGCAGUGUUGACCUCCAGCCUUAUGCCAACAAUGAAUUUGACAAGGCCACUAUGCAGACAACUUCAGAGCAGUGCGCGACUAUCUGUUUUACACUCAAGGAUUGCGCGGCCUCAUCAUAUGAUUACGCGCGAAGGAGAUGUAUCUUUACCAACACUGCUCUUGCAAACAGCGAGUUCCAGGAGGCUCAAGAUCAGAACCCUUCUGCUUACAUUCUUCCAUGGAGCUCCAAGGGUUGUUGGUCGUGCUCCAAUGACUGUUCAGCCAAGGACGAGACUACGAGCCAAGCUCCCAGCACUGCAGAACAGACCAUCGAGCCGACUACAAUGACCCCAACUCGAACUGAGCCCCUUACAACUUUCAUCUCCUCUUACGCCCCAACCACCACCUAUUCAUCCAUGCCUGAAUGCACGCUCGCCCUAUCCGAUGGAUGCCAAUUUGAUCAAAACAACUACGAAUACUCUCAGUGUAAUAAAGAUGGAACCGUGAAAAAGGUUUUCACACUCAAAGAUGGUGAAUAUCCUUGGCAACUCCUCAACAUCAACAUGUAUCAGAACUGUCCAGCUAUUUGCAACCAGAUGGGCGGCCGCUGCAAGGCUUCCGCAUGGGAUCAAAAUCUCCAGCAAUGUGUCUUUUCCUCCAAUUCAGUCUUUAGCUCCUCAUUCACCCCUGGUAAUGAUGACGGUUCACUGAAUUGGAGUGAUCAGAGUUGCUACCUCUGUUUCUGCCACGACUUCGAACGCGAUGACUAUUCCGCGUCACUACGAACUUCACUGCCCACCGCGACUUGUGCUCCUAGCAUCACAAGCGAGGAGGCCAUUUGUGAGCGCAGGCAGGUUGAUGACAGUAAUUUGGUCUGUCAGCAUACAGGGUACUUCCCUUGGGGUUGGGACGAGGCACCCUCCAAGUUUCCUCACCAAGAUUCUGAGGAGCGAUGUGCGGCUCUUUGUAACUCGAACCCUGAUUGUAUGUCGUCUGGUUGGUCUGAAGAGUAUGGAAAAUGUGCUUUGGCAGGUUUCCAACUCAAGGGUAUCCAGUGGCAGCAGUUUGGUAAUACAAUGUUGAGUUGGAGUGAUAAGGGCUGUUGGGAUUGCUCUGACUGUAUCAAGAGUCAGAAAUGGCGCAAUUAUAAUUAG